Blepharisma stoltei is the source of this 697-nucleotide messenger RNA. The record is from the annotation of a GenBank genome assembly. NCBI's taxonomy places the organism in Eukaryota, Ciliophora, Heterotrichea, Heterotrichida, Blepharismidae.
AUGGGAGCAUGCUUUGCAAAAGAUCCAAUUAAGGCCAAAACGCCCCGAAACUCUAUAGGGUUUUACCCUUAAUAGCCCGAUAAGGGCAGAUGAUUCCCGGUAGAAUCAUCGAGUUGGUCCAACUCGAUGGUUCCGCCGGGAAUCAUCCACACUCAUCGUGCUAUUAAGGGUAAAACCCUAUAUAAACUUUGACAUAUUCAAAGCAGAAAAAUUUUUAAUAAAAGACUACAGCCAUUCAAUAGGGAACCCAAGCAGCAUUUUCGACUUGAAAACGAAGAUUCAUAAUUACAGACCAAGCGAUAUACGUUGCAUUAAAAGGCCAAAAGAAGGCUCAGAUGUCCACAAUCAUGUUCUUGUGAUACUCAAGAUGGAGGUGAAAAAAGGCUUCAUUGAAGAACUUUCUUUGUUUGUGGAAUACAAUAUUAAUGGGUUCGAGAUCUCAAUAGGGCCAUUAGAAAAGAUUAAGCUGUUGUGCAAUAUUCAAGAAUUCAGUGUCGAAAAAAUAGACUUCGCAAGAUCAGAUUUGUCAUGCACAGGAGGACUCCAUCAAAUCAUAGAAUGGGCGUAUGAAAACCGAAACCAAGAAUUUGUUAGCCCUGAAAGUUACCCAGAAAUGAACAUGGGGAAUAAGCUCCAUGAUUAUAUUUUGAGCUUGUUUAGACCAAUUGCAUAUAAUAAGAAAAUAUCAAUUGUGUAA